ACUUGCCUAAGGAGAAUGAGUCAAUGUCAAGAGUCAUAGUUGACCCAGCCUAACGACUCCAGACCAGCAGUCCAGGGCUUAGUCAGCGGGGCCCGGAGUGGCUUCCCUGGCUGGCACCUGGACUUAGGCUAUUUCCGUGCACGUUAAAGCAGAAUAUUGGAACGGUUGCACAGAGCUUCCAAAUAAUUUUUACUGCCACGCAAGAUUUAGCCCUGAGGUCCUAAUCUCAGGAUUUGGGAUAGGAAAAGCUGUCCUCUCCUCCACUUCGCCCCAGGCCGGUAGCAAGCAGAUACAGCGGGCGGUUCUGCCCAUCCCUUUUCGCAGAGAUGGCAACGAGUGACCACCAGCAUUAGCGGAGCCGGGGAGAGGGGAGGGUUGAUUAUUGCCUAAACGACUCUGCAUCGCUGCCUCUUUUUGAAACUAAGAGAAAAUGGUGGGAGCUCAAAAGAAAAGUAGGUAAACACACAGGCAACUUGUCCGGGGACCUCGACUAAGCAAAUGAAGCCUAAUUGUGUGUGCUAAGCCUGCAGUUCCCAACCUUCCGGGGAAGAUGGGAGGACAGGGCGACAAGGGCCACAGAAGGCAUGCCUCGCAGUAAAUGUGACCGCAGCUAUUCAGGCGGAAGACCUGAGGACUGCAACUACCCUCCAGCACGCGAGUGUCCGCCGCGCUGCUACCCAUCGACCACGUGACUAGUCUUUUUUAAAAAAAACUUCUUUGCCUUAAAAAAAAAAAAAAAAAAAAAAAAAAAAGGGGGUGGGUGGGGGAGAGACUCCACUUCCCAGAAGCCUCUCGUUACCCACGCAGCCGCAGUCUUGCGCAGGCGCCGCCAGGGCCAAACGGACACGUCUGUCACGUGGCCAGUAGCUGGCCAAUCCGGUUUGAAUCUCAUUUUUUUCCUCUCUCACCCCCCCUUCUGGAGCGGUUGUGCGAUCAGAUCGAUCUAAGAUGGCGACUGUCGAACCGCCACACUGGUUACUAUCUGGAGGAACACAGCACCAUCCAUGGCCUCACUCUUACACUCUGUUCUACUCACCUAAAGAAACCACCCCUACUCCUAAUCCCCCGGCUACAGAAGAGGAAAAACCAGAAUCUAAUCAGGAGGUCGCUAAUCCAGAACACUAUAUUAAACAUCCUCUGCAGAACAGAUGGGCACUCUGGUUUUUUAAAAAUGAUAAAAGCAAAACUUGGCAAGCAAACCUACGGCUGAUCUCUAAGUUUGAUACUGUUGAAGACUUUUGGGCUCUGUACAACCAUAUCCAGUUGUCUAGUAAUUUAAUGCCUGGCUGUGACUACUCACUUUUUAAGGAUGGUAUUGAGCCUAUGUGGGAAGAUGAGAAAAACAAACGGGGAGGACGAUGGCUAAUUACAUUGAACAAACAGCAGAGACGAAGUGACCUCGAUCGCUUUUGGCUAGAGACACUGCUGUGCCUUAUUGGAGAAUCUUUUGAUGACUACAGUGACGAUGUAUGUGGCGCUGUUGUUAAUGUUAGAGCUAAAGGAGAUAAGAUAGCAAUAUGGACUACUGAAUGUGAAAACAGAGAAGCUGUUACACAUAUAGGGAGGGUAUACAAGGAAAGGUUAGGACUUCCUCCAAAGAUAGUGAUUGGUUAUCAGUCCCAUGCAGACACAGCUACUAAGAGCGGCUCCACCACUAAAAAUAGGUUUGUUGUUUAAGAAGACACCUUCUGAGUAUUCUCAUAGGAGACUGCGUCAAGCAAUCGAGAUUUGGGAGCUGAACCAAAGCCUCUUCCAAAAGCAGAGUGGACUGCAUUUAAAUUUGAUUUCCAUCUAAAUGUUGCUGAGAUAUAAGAGAAGUCUCAUUUGCCUUUGUCUUGUACUUCUGUGUUCAUAUAUAUAUAUAUAUUUUUUGGCUAGAGUGUCCACUAUCCCAAUCAAAGAUUUACAGUACACAUCCCCAGAAUCCAUAAAUGUGUUCCUGGCCCACUCUGUAAUAGUUCAGUAGAAUUACCAUUAAUUACAUACAUUUUACCUAUCCACAAUAUUCAAAAAACAACUUGACAUUUCUCUACUUUACAGGAAAAAAAUUCUGUUGAUGUUCUAUUGUAUGCAGGAGCAUAUUUUGCUGUUUUGAAAGAUUAUGAUGCAUACAGUUUUCUAGCAAUUUUCUUUGUUUCUUUUUACAGCAUUGUCUUUGCUGUACUCUUGCUGAUGGCUGCUAGAUUUUAAUUUAUUUGUUUCCCUACUUGAUAAUAUUAGUGAUUCUGAUUUCAGUUUUUCAUUUGUUUUGCUUUUGUUUUUUUCCUCAUGUAAUAUUGGUGAAGGAUCCAGGAAUAUGACACAAAGGUGGAAUAAACAUUAAUUUUGUGCAUUCUUUGGUAAUUUUUUUGUUUUUUUUUGUAACUACAAAGCUUUGCUACAAAUUUAUGCAUUUCAUUCAAAUCAGUGAUCUAUGUUUGUGUGAUUUCCUAAACAUAAUUGUGGAUUAUAAAAAAUGUAACAUCAUAAUUACAUUCCUAACUAGAAUUAGUAUGUCUGUUUUUGUAUCUUUAUGCUGUAUUUUAACACUUUGUAUUACUUAGGUUAUUUUGCUUUGGUUAAAAAUGGCUCAAGUAGAAAAGCAGUCCCAUUCAUAUUAAGACAGUGUAAAAAACUGUAAAUAAAAUGUGUACAGUGAAUUGUCUUUUAGACAACUAGAUUUGUCCUUUUAUUUCUCCAUCUCUAUAGAAGGAAUUUGUACUUCUUAUUGCAAGGCAGUCUCUAUAUUGUGUCUUUUGUGGUGUCUUCCAUGUGAAUAGUAUAAGUUUGGAGCACUAGUUUGAUUAUUAUGUUUAUUACAAUUUUUAAUAAAUUGAAUAGGUAGUAUCAUAUAUAUGGAAUUAAAUUGAUGUGGCUAUCUUUGUUUUUUUUAUAAAGUAAGGCACAGUCCUUCAGUCUUAGGUAAAUAAUGUACUCUCUUAAUAUGUUAAUACUCAUGAGAAUUGGGAUCUGACGCAUCACCAUUUGAUUAGUGAAUUGAGUUGUUUGUAUGUAAGUUUCAAAAUGAUAGUAUAGGGAAAAGACAGGUGGUGGGGAUGUAUGCAUUAAGAAUUUUGUUGGUGUUGCAAUCUAAAUCGAAUGGAAUAAACAGGUAUUAAGCCAUUUAUAGUGAUAAAUUGUUGUAGUAUGGUAUUCUGUAAACUCGAAAACUUGAUCUACUAUUUGUAGGUAUCAUUUGAAAACAAACUUGAAAAUAUUUUGUACAUAGUACAUACUUGUAUAGUGCUGUGAAAUGAAGUAUGGCUAUCAGACCAAAGGAUAAGCCAAGCUCUAGGUAGCCGAAUGGAAAUUACUAGUUUGAGAAGAAAAUUUGUCUUUGAAUGGUGACUAUGACUUAAUCAUUUUAAAACUGAUAAACUUGACAAAAACCAUGUAUGAAAUAAACAUGAAAUUAAUAGCACUGA
This is a messenger RNA of Callithrix jacchus (white-tufted-ear marmoset), 3404 nucleotides long. It is a transcript of the gene EIF4E, whose product is annotated as eukaryotic translation initiation factor 4E. Gene Ontology annotation, biological process: translational initiation. Lineage: Eukaryota; Metazoa; Chordata; Mammalia; Primates; Cebidae. The record is from RefSeq and is a predicted model, not a curated record. Gene Ontology annotation, molecular function: RNA 7-methylguanosine cap binding; translation initiation factor activity. Gene Ontology annotation, cellular component: cytoplasm; eukaryotic translation initiation factor 4F complex.